Pelobates cultripes (western spadefoot toad) is the source of this 10724-nucleotide messenger RNA. Lineage: Eukaryota; Metazoa; Chordata; Amphibia; Anura; Pelobatidae. The record is from the annotation of a GenBank genome assembly.
AUGCCAUCAGCGAAUGUAAACAAUAUGGAGGCUAGAGCAGGUGGUUUAGUGUCAGAAUCUCAACAUGUGGACAGGGAGUGCUAGUCUGAGAGCCCCUUGGCAUUUUGGGGUUCUCACUGUGUAUAUACAUGAUAUGCAGAAGACCAGAGUUGGGAAUCAUCUUAGAUGGUGGAUUUGGAUGGGAUUUAAGAGUCUAAAAGUGGGGAGGUCAGAGUGGGAGUAAAGACUGAUUUUAAAGCUGGUCAUGUACCCAUAGAUGUUCUAAGUAAAGAACGACCAUUUUGUGACUUGUUCCCGGCUUUCUUUAUGUAUGCUUAUUUUAUAAAUUAACUUCUUAUGUGAAUGUUUCUCUCUUUCUCUGCUUGAAGGUUAUAAAUUAAUUCCCCUCCCCGAGUAAGGAGUAAAAGAAAAUCAUUAUUUUUCCUGUAGCCUUCUUUACUCAGGCAUCAAACGGCCAGCCCUUGCUCUUCCCUUUAUCUCUUGCCAAGUGUAGACUAAAGGCCAGAGCGUAAUACACAGGCUUGAGCAUCGUAAUUCAUUGCAAGUCAUCUGAAAUGAGACGUACAGCUUAAACUGUUCCUUUCUGCCUCCAGGUGACAUAUGGAUCAUUUGAUUACACUUCAUUGCUGUACCUGUCGGACUACUCCAGAGACUUUGAGGGCGGGAGAUUUGUAUUCAUAGAUGCAGGAUCAAACAGCACUGUGGAGCCCAAGGCUGGUGAGUAAUCAGAAGUGAUGUUCAUGCAUGCAGAUGACUAUGUUAAAAGUGAGGUUCAGUCAGCAGGAAGUAUUGAGGUGAAAUCAGACGCCUUCCACCAAUAUUCUAGGUUUUUCCGUGGGUUCGAAUAAAGGCUUCUAUUUCAAAGAGAAUCUUUGGCCUAUACAGAGAAGCACAGCACCAGGUUUUUCUCCAGUUGUAACAGAUGACAAAACUCAGUAGUGUUUUAGUUUGUGAAGGAUCGAAGCAUACUAUUUCUUGUGCUGUUAGGAAUACCUCAGGCAAAAUGAAACCUGGAUUUUAAAGGGGAACUAUCACUUCUUUGGAAUGUACAGAAUUGAAUAAAACAUAGAAAAUAUAAGAUGUAUGGAACAGAAACUAUUCCUUUUCCUGUCCGUGCAUUUUCUAGAAAGCAGCCGUGAUGCUAGCAUGUAACUUUGUAAAUGCAUGGCUUUAAAUUCCAACUCUGGGGUGAAUUUCUUCUACUCGCCAUGCUAAAUAGCUUGGGCCAAACAUUGAGCCGUGUGUGUGUGUAUAUAUAAUAUAUAUAUAUAUAGUCCUCAUGCUGAUGAUUUGCAUUAACAUUGAAACAGCUGUCCAUGAGUGGUUUACUGGCUUUGCAUCAUUUCCUAAGUUGUUUCAAAACUGUUAUAUACAGCAAACACAGACUCAAAGAAAUCCAUGUUUAAAAUGGAAUGAGGCAAAAAUUGAUUCUUUGUUAAAAUAAUUUGCAUAUGACCAGAAUCCUUUGCAGUAGUAACAUCACUGCAGAUUUGUGAUUUCUGUGGGAAAAGCAAGUCUUAUGGCUUGACUGGUGUGCAGAUUUUUGUUUAACAUUGUAUUCACUAUCCACAGACUUCAGGUGGAAGGGGUUUUCAAUCAAACUUUCCCCCCCACUAUAACCUAUAUAUAUAGUCCAGUAGAUAAGAUGCCAAAAUAUGUGUGUGUGUGUGUGUGUGUGUGUAGCACAUUUUAUUUGUUUUGUGUGCUGGUUCCAGAAAUACUCAAACAUAGGUAUUGAGAAAGAAUAAUUUAUUUUGGUUAGUUGGCAGUUCCAACCCUUUGAUCCUCUUCCUGCCUGGGUUAAAGAAAUUAUUAUUUUCUGUGGUGUCAAUAUAUGGAAACUAGAUCGUGUCCAUAAUGGUGUGUUCCUCUUCCAUAUUCCCUGCCACUUGGCAAUGAAUGUUUUGACGUGUGAUCAGACGGCACCUGGCACAUGCAGUGAGUCGUGCUUUCCUUCCUCUGCACUGUUCAAUACUUUGACUGCUCACGAGCAGAUUCAGUUGUCAUUUCAAAAAAGCAAAAAGUCCUGCAGAUUCCGAAGCUUCUCUUUUGUCUGGAACAGGAAGUCCUAAAGCAGCCUUUACUGCCAUGUGUCUGCUUUGGAGUUUUGAUAAGUUUGAUCUCUAACAUUAUAUGCACAAACAUCUUGAAAAACAGUCCUUUGGUUCUGCAUUGGAGUGCGUGAGACUUUAUCACCCGCUAGAUCUAGGAUUUUCUGUAAGAAUUUCAGCAAACAAGUGCAUGGAACAUCCCCUUUACUUUGAACUUUCUUUUAAGGCCAUGCUGCCCAUUUAACAGAUUUAUUUAUUUAAUAUUCAAGUUGCCAUCAGUAUGAUGUAAUGAUAGCUAUGGGGUUCUGAAGCUCAGGCGUUUAAUAUUGGAAACUCCAGUGUUGCAUGUUAAGUAAUCACUGGGGUGAAGCAUUCGACCCACAAAUACAUUAUGUCUCAUUUUCCCAAACAAUGGCCCGAUCCUUCCCUCCAGCAUCCCCUUUCUCACACUAAUUAUUGGCUCUAGAUUAAAUCAAUUAGAAGCCUGUCGGAAGAGAUGAGGUGAGUUAACCACUGCACCAGCGUUUACUUUGACUGCUGAGCUGCGGCAAAGUAGCUAGAAGCCGAAUGCAUAUUGUAAAGAGCUCUUCUGAGAAAGACACGUCAUGAUCUAUUACCUACACCUACCCGUGUGAAGUGUUCCAGCUUUUUACAACAUCCAUUUAACAACUAGUGCGGGGAUUACAGGCAAAACCUGCUCCAUAUCACAAACCUUGAAAUUAUUGCAAAACAAGAGCCACUUUGCUUUUCUACUACAGUACAAAUCCAGAUGCGUGCUCUGUUUAUUUAAUAUAUUCAUUUUAUGUUUCCAGAUCAGAUUGUGUAUCUUUUCAGCACAGCUCAUGAUCCAUGCAACCACUAUCAUCUGAUCAGUCAUUUUCUCCAGGUUUGAGAUAUGUCUACGCUCCAAACACUUUACUGAUCGUUGUAGGGGUUUUAGGUCUUUGCUUAGACAAGCAAGUUGGAGGUGAAACACCUAUAGCUGAGUGAGCUUGGAGAUAAUUCAGUAAGGACGGUUUAUGCUGAUGCAUGUUGACACAAUUUCUACUACCUGCCCUGAUCUAAUCUUCUAUGGUGCCUGCUCUGACCCGAUAUGCUCCUCUUGCCCUGACCUAAUCUCUUCUUCCUGCCCUAACCUAAUAUAUACUGCUGUCCUUGAACUAAUAUAUGCUGUCUUCCCAUAUUUACAGCGACACUGUUAUUAUUUUCCUUUAUUCUAUGCUAUAUUGUUAUAGUAUAGUCUUUCUGGAGAGCCAGCUGAAGGUUGUGAUGAUUUCACAUGGUUAAUACAGAAAAAAAUAUUUUUCACAAAAACCUCCUACUGUUCCUUAAUCUUUCAGUACAAUUCUGUGUUAAUUUCUCAUUCCUGGGGUGCAGGAGAACCUGCGCUAUAAUAUGGGGCUCUUCAACAGCAGAUGAUCGCUUCAGGGAUAAGCGAUGGAGGAAAAACAUCAAACUGAGAGCAGAACAUAAACUCAGCAUGGGCUGCAGCCAGGAGAUGCGCGCAGCAAUUACUUACUAGGCAUAGAGGAAAGCUUAAUUGCACAACUCCCAACGCAUAUUUCUUUUUAAUUUUCCUGCAGCAGAUUUGAAGGAUGGAGCGAGAUGGAACAGACACAAAUACUUUAUGGGUUUCAAACCUCCCUCUGUAAUUUCACAUUUAAAGUGUAGAAUCGUUUCCCUUCUUUUUACACACAUAGGGUAGAAUGCACAAUACAAUAAAUAGAAAUGUCUAAUUCAGGCAUUCUGAAAUUCACAAGUUCACCCCCAGAAAUGAAACUGGGGAGAAUUUCCUACGAAAGAUAUUUGUACAUUCUAACAGCAACUACUUAUUUAUUUAUAAUUCUAGAUUAGAUAGAUUCUAAUCGAAAUCCCCUAAAGUAUAGAAUAUCACUUAUUAAAUUGGAUGAUUAAAGGGACUCUAUAGGCACCCAGACCACUUCAGCUCAUUUAUGUGGUCUGGGUGCAGUGUCCCUUAUUGCCUAUUGCCAGAGAAACUGCAAUGUUUACAUUGCAGCACUAAGUCUGCCUCCAGUGACUGUCUACCAGACAGCCACUGGAGGCGCUUAAUGGAUGUAAACAGACUUUUGGGCGUCAGCUAUUUCCCCAUAGGAAAGCAUUGGUUCUGUGCUCUCCUAUGAGGAGAGCCUAAUGCGCGACCAGCACUCACUGCGCAUGCGCAUUAGCACCUGCUCGUCUGGAGAUGUCGAAGGAGGCAGAGCAGCGACCCAGCGCCAAGGGACAUCAACGUUGGGAUCAGGUAAGUAAAUAAAGGGUUUAGAAGAAUACAUACAGCUUUGUAUUCCUGACACUAUAGUAUCCCUUUAAUAUGGACUUAAAAAGAAGACACUUUGGAUGGUGAUCAAGCACUAUAAUUUUUUCAGUUUGAUUUAUUUUAUAAUUGUCCAUCUGAGGAAAUAGAAUACUUUGUUCUAGACAGACAUACGUUAUUGUGUCGGCACUGCACAUCUUCUGUUUUUGUUUUCAGUUUAUUUGAAGAACUUGCUUUAUUGUCCUGGAGAUUGAAUCGAUACCAGCUGAAUUGCAGCAAAUAUAUUCUUUUUUUUUUUUAUGUUGAGCACACUUUUUAUACUUGCUAGUUCUAGUUAAUUGCUCUAGUGCUUAACAACAAAAGUCCCAUCAAAAGUUCAAUUAUUUAAAAUCUUGUUCAGCUAAAAUUGUUUUCAAAUUAUAUUGACCUACAACUAUACACAUCAAACCAAAAUUUAUAAUUAAUCUUUCCAGUAAUAAUAAUUAAAUCAAUAUCUUGUUACCCUUAGGAAGACCUCAUCACCGUCCUCAGGCAAUUCUAUUAAUGCUCUGGGGAUUAUUGGAAGAGCAGUAUGCAAAACAUUGGAGUGUUAUAGUGUAUAGAAAGGUGCAUAGCGUAGUUUAUUAAGGCUUAACCCCUUAAGGACACAUGACAUGUGUGACAUGUCAUGAUUCCCUUUUAUUCCAGAAGUUUGGUCCUUAAGGGGUUAAAGGGAAUCUGUAGUGCCAGGACAAAACAAACUUGUUUUCCUGGCACUAUAGCUCCCUCCCCCCAACCCCCUCGUGGUGCAGAAGGGGUUAAAGAAAACCUCUUGUCACUUACCUGGGUCCAGCGCCAAAGUCCGUUGGCGCUGGCUCUGGUCCGCCUUUGGUCCUCUGACAUCAACGGGGGAGACCUAAUGUGCAUGCCCACCACUGGCCACGUUCGCAUUAUGAUUUCUACCCAAGGAAAGAGUUAUACAAUGCUUUCCUAUAGAGAUUCGAGUGACGUUUGAAGACCAUUCAUAGCUCAAGGAUGUCCAGCGUCAGGCGAGCAAAAGUCACCUAACAGCCCGGAAGUCGCUCUAGUGGCUGGUAGACAGCCACUAGAGGUGGAGUUAACCCUUGUAAAGUAAUUAUUACAGUUCUUAAAAACUGCAAUAACUAGCUUUGCAGGGUUAAGGGACCUUUGACAGUGUAUUUUAUUGCUCCUAUUUACAAUAUUGUAGAGCUGUUUUUACAAGCACUGGUACAUUACAUUAUUUAUUUUGUUUGCACAUUUUUGGAGGAGUAUGUCUUUCUGCUACAGUUGCAAUUUUUUAGGUCUAAACCCAACCAUGUUAGAGACAGGAAUUACUACUUCAUUGAGAGCCCUUUCCUUUAUAUUAUAUGUUGCAUUAUCUGUUACCUUGACAGUAUGUCAUGCGUAGACUAGUUCAAGAUUGUUGCCAUGAAUGGUAACAUUGUUGCCUAUGAAUAGCGUAGGAAGUAGCUGCUGUUACAGAAACAGAAUGAGCUGUUACAUAGAGAUCAAUAAACCUUUUACGGAGUAAACCUAUUUCUAUUAUUUAACAGACCACCAGACUAAAUAAAUACCUCCAUUAAAGGGAUAAAUGCUCAUGGGUUCAAUUUAACAAAAUAAACCCAUUAUACAUAUACAAUACCUAGACGGCUUUACUUCGCCAGCAGAAUUGUGUGCAAGGGCAUACCUAGGGCAUUUGGCAACCGGGGUGGGUCCUGGGUUUGACACCCCCCUUUCACCCCUUUUUAAAAUGUUAAAAUAAUCAACCCACAAUUUUUUUUAAAUGUUUUCAAGAAUAUUUUAUUGUACAAAUUUGUAAAUUAUAGAUCAACUUGAAAACACUAGAACUAUGAAAAAUAAAUUAUUAACUUAGAAAAAAUUUUUGUCCAACUCCCAUUACACAAAACACCUGCCCUGACCCAUUAUACAACCCCCUGCACCCAUGUCCACAAAUCCUCUGCCCCCCUUCCACAAAAAACCUGGCCCCUCAUACAAAACCCCUGCCCUUCCCAAUCCUACAAAAAUCCUGUCCUGCCUCCUUAUACAAAACCCCUGCACCUCCCCUUUACAAAAACCUACACUGCCCUUCACAUAAAAACCCUGCACCCCCUUCCAUAAAAUUCAUACAGCCCCUUCACAUAAAAGCAUUGCAUGCCCCCUACACAUAAAAUCCCUGCACCCCUCCCCCUUCACAUAAAAACCCUGCACCCCGGCUCCUUUACGUAAAGUUAAUACACCCCCUUCACAUCAAAUUCUUACCCACUACUUCACAUAAAGUUAAUAACCCCCCUUCACAUAAAGUUAAUAACCCCCCUUUCACAUAAAGUUAAUACACCCCUUUACAUAAAAUCCAUACCCCCCGUACCUUCACAUAAAGUUAAUACACCCCACCCCUUCACAUAAAAUCCAUACCCCCCCUCCUUCACAUAAAGUUAAUAAACCCCACCCCUUCACAUAAAAUCCAUACCCCCCUCCUUCACAUAAAGUUAAUACACCCCACCCCUUCACAUAAAAUCCAUACCCUCCUCCUUCACAUAAAGUUAGUACACCCCACCCCUUCACAUAAAAUCCAUACCCCCCUCUUUCACAUAAAGUUAAUAAACCCCACCCCUUCACAUAAAAUCCAUACCCCCCUCCUUCACAUAAAGUUAAUACACCCCUUCACAUAAAAUCCUUCACAUAAAGUUAAUACACCCCACCCCUUCACAUAAAAUCCAUACCUCCCUCCUUCACCUAAAAUCCAAACCUCCCUCCUUCACAUAAAAUCCAUACCCCCCUCCUUCACAUAAAGUUAAUACACCCCACCCCUUCACAUAAAAUCCAUACCCCCCGUACCUUCACAUAAGUUAAUACACCCCGCUCCUUCACAUAAAUCCAUACCCCCUCCUUCACAUAAAGUUAAUACACCCCACCCCUUCACAUAAAAUCCAUAACCCCCUCCUUCACAUAAAGUUAAUACACCCCACCCCUUCACAUAAAAUCCAUACUCCCCCGUACCUUCACAUAAAGUAAAUACACCCCUCCCCUUCACAUAAAAUCCAUAACCCCCCUCCUUCACAUAAAGUUAAUACACUCCACCCCUUUACAUAAAAUCCAUACCCCCCCUUCACAUAAAGUUAAUACACCCACCCCUUUACGCAAAUCCAUACCUUCCUCCUUCACAUAAAAUCCAUACCCCCCCGUACCUUCACAUAACGUUAAUACACCCCUUCACAUAAAAUCCAUACCUCCCUCCUUCACAUAAAAUCCAUACCCCCCCGUACCUUCACAUAAAGUUAAUACACCCCACCCCUUCACAUAAAAUCCAUACCCCCCGUACCUUCACAUAAAAUCCAUACUUCACAUGAAGUUAAUACACCUCUUGACAUAAAAUCCAUACACCCCCUUCAAAUACAGUUAAUACACCCCUUACCCCAUCACAUAAAAAUCAUACCCCCUCCUCCACAUAAAUAUCCUCUACUCAUGAUUGAGGAUGACUUGCUCCGGCCUCAGGCAAAGAUCACUACUGCCACCACGGUGCCGCCCUGAAGUCAGCUCGGAUCCUUCUGCUGCUGUAGAUCCGUGAAGGUGGACAGGCAGUGGCGCACAUCUUCGUGAUGUUUCGCGACUCUGCGCGUCUCAACAUUCCUCUUCCCCCUACUCAUCCACAUUACUGCAGCAUAGUGCACUCCGACAGCUGCAGCCCGCACUAUGAAUGUAUGGGGGGUGACUCAUGACACUAACAGUCAUGGCACCCCCUACUGAGUGGCACCUCCAAUGGAGACAUCACUGCUGUAGUCUGCUGGCCGGGAAAGGGCAGGUAAAGGUAAGUUUACUUACCUGAACAUGUCCCUUGUGGGCGUCAUCAUCUUAAUUCAGCUGAGUCCUCUUUGGCACCGACACUACUUUACUUUACUUUUGCACAUGUGUGAUAAUGCAUUGAGGUCUAUUGGGGAUCCCGCAGGAUCUUUCAGACACAGUCAAUUCCCUGCAGCCAUCACUGACGUCUUCAAGGAUUGACUCUAAGACAACACCUUGUGUCAAAGAAAGUCAGGUGGAGGAGAAAUACAGAGACAAAGUAGAGGGUUGAGAGUUUUACAUAUUCAAACACAUAUGCAUGUACAGCUGGAAUGUAUGAUACAAUAAUGCCAUAAGAAGUUAUUUGCCAUUGUGGCAUGGGUCGAUAUCAGAGUUUAGCUCCUGUCCCAGCUGUCAGGUGAUACUAUCGGUGUGGUGGUGUUCAGUGGGCACACUAGGUAAGACAUGAGGAUAGUAUAGGUACUCAUCUGUCAACCCAGUAUUGUACAGUGGUCUCCAUGUAUGAGCACGGCUGUCAACACUUCUGAGAGUGUGUGGUUAUGGAUUCAUGGCCUUGGUGACCUCAUUCCAUCUAUUCCAGGCUAUUCUCCAAAUUUUGUUCUUUUGGUUGGCUGCUAGUCUUGCUGCACAUUCCAAGGUUUUGUUUUGGUCCACUAAAUGGAUACAUUUUUGUAUAGUCAGAGAGUCUGUACUCCUCCAUUUCCUACUAAUGAGCGUCCGCGCUGCUAUGUUAAUUUUGUAAGUAAGAUAAAUCAUAGCUUCCACGAGCCCUGAGGGGUAAUUUUGUAGCAGGUAAUUUUCUGGAGUAUACGGAAUGGUCAACCCUGUCAUGGAUUUUAUGAGUUGUGCAAUGUUUUGCCAGUAUUUUGAGUCACAGGCAAGCGCACCAAAUGUGUAGCAUAUCCCCUAUUCCUUCAUUGACACCUCUAACACCUGUUAGUCACACUGGGGGUCACGCGUUUGUACUAUCUGUAUAUCAGUUUCUUAGACAGCUCUAAGUGGGUUGAGCAGAGGGUUAGUUUUUUUUUUGUAGAGUCAGGUAGGUGCCUCGGGCGUGGGGUCCGGUGUACGCGAUCAACAAGCAAUAUGUUGGCGGGAAUCUCCGGAGCAUAUGCAUGCAGAAGGCCUCUGACUAUAGUUCUGCCAGGAGAAUAGUCUCAGGCACCCCCUAAGACGGAGGUUGUUGCACCUCACCCGGUCCUCCAAAUCUGCUAGUUUAUCUUUGGUGCAUUCCAGCUUGGACUCUUAACAUUCCACAUGGCUUGCCAAAUCAUUAUGCACUGUGGUGAAUUUGUCCAUUUUGGACUCUGCUCGAGCUGUGCGUUUGCUGAGCUCUUGUACAUCCCUGUGCAGGGAGUCCAUGGAGUUCUGCCAUGAGGCAAUUAAUUUGUGUGAAAGGCUGUUGAGUGCCUUGGUAAGGUAACUUGUAGUGAGUUUCCUUGCUGUCUCAGAUGCCUCCGUAUCUUGCUGCGGGCUAUCUCUCUCUAAGCUGUCCUCGCCAUCUUUGUCUGAGGCCUGCCGGCUGGUAGACUCCAUUUGUGGUUUGUGUGUGAAGAAAUUCAGUUUUUCUGCUUUGGAAGCAUUCUUCUUGGACAUCUUGACUUUGGUGCAUCUUGACUUUGGUGCAGGUUUCCGCGGUCUGUACGCUGGGAUUGCGAGAGCUCAUGUGCCAGGGCUGUGGAUUAUGCUUCCAUCUUGCUCGGCAGCUAGCCAGGCCCAGAAACAAAAGUGAUUUAACUCCUAAAUAGCAGAGAAUUGAGACAUGAAAUACACAAAACAGCUUCUUUUGAUGCCUAUAGUGUCCCUUUAACGAAGAGCUCUCUCCUUAUGGAGAAUACAAGCAUGGAGUCAGUAAUUGCUCAAAACCACUGUGCAAAACCCAUUUCUUAUAUUGACCAUUUCACUUUAUGAUGCAUCGUGCAGUGACAUAUACCUGGAGAUAUGUGCCUUUGUAGGGCAGGAUUUUUCUCUAAAAACUCAAAAAACAUGCUUGGGAUUCUGCUAAUAUAGAGAGCGCCAAUUCAAUGUAGAUGUAAACAUUAUUAAUCUAAACAUAAAAAACUGUAUUUAUAUUAUAUGUUUGUACAGUGCUGAGAAAACUAUUCGUGAUCUAUUAAUAGCAAUGUAAACACUGUCUAGUGGUCCUCUUAAUCUUAAUAAUUUAAGUAAACCACUUGUUCUGAACUCUAAAGAUUUAUUUUCCAAAUAAAUGGAUGAUUCGUAGAUAAAUUUCCUCUGGGUCUUCAACGAUGUGGUUUGUUACUUAAAAUGAGACAGACUGGUGUUCCAUGUUGCUAAUGUCCAUCUUUUAUCUAUGUAUCAUAGAGCUUGGCGUUUCAUGACAUGUGAAUGAAUUAUUAAAUGUGAGGCUGGGUUAUUGUAAGGAGGUAACUGUGUAGCUGCAUGGAUCCCAUUUUGAACAGUACAUUUUCUAUCUUAACCUGUCAAUUAACAUCUCUCUUGCAGGACGCCUAUCCUUCUUCACUUCUGGAUCAGAAAAUCUCCAUCAGGUGGAAAAAGUGCGUUGGGGUACACGAUACGCUAUUACGAUCUCCUUUACCUGCGACCCUGACCACAGCAUCGGAGACCCAACAGGGACUUAA